UGUGUGCAUUAUAUAUCUGGUGACAGUAUAGCUAAUGACAAAGGGCUGCACACACUGAAUUCAUGCCUUCCCUCUGUGAAUGCAAAGUUGAAAGUGGAGAUCGCAGCUCACACUUGUUUUUGGUGCUUGUUCUGGAAGAACAAGGUAAAGCAACAGAGAGAGGGAAUCAAGUCUGAGUGCGAGAAGCUGCGUCACUUUGUGAGCGAGGAGGAGCAGCGGCUUCUGCAGAGACUGGAGGAGGAGGAGAGGGAGACUCUGCGGAGCCUGGAGGCGAACGUAGCCCAACUCUCCCGGCAAAGCUCCUCUCUGCGCACGCUGAUCUCGGAGAUAGAGGAGAAGAGCCGGCAGACACCUGCUGAGCUGCUGCAGGAUGUGAGAAGGACCUUGGACAGGAGCAAGGAUGUGAAGCUUCAGGAAGCAAAAGCUGUUUCCACAGAACUGAAGACCCCGUGCAGCAUCCCAGGGAUGGUGGAAAUGCUGAGGAAAUUCAGAGUGGACGUGACUCUGGACCCAGGGACGGCUCAUCCCAACCUCGUCCUGUCUAAGGAUCGGAAACGUGUGAGACUUGGAGACAAACAACAGGCUCUACCUGACACCCUGGAGAGAUUUGAUACUUGUCCCUGUGUCCUGGGCUCGGAGGGGAUCACGGGCGGGAGGCGCUACUGGGAGGUGGAGGUGGGAGACAAGACGGACUGGGCCCUGGGCGUGUGCAGGGAGUCUGUGCGCAGGAGGGGGGAGGUCACAAUGACAACUGGCCAUGGAUACUGGGUCGUGUGGUUGCGGGAUGGGGGUUACAAGGCUUGCACCUACUCCCUGACCCCCCUACCAGUGCACUUGCGGCCCAGGAGGGUGGGGGUUUUCCUGGACUACGAGGGGGGCGAGGUCUCAUUUUACAAUGUGACCGACAGGUCCCAUCUCUUCACUUUCACUGACACCUUCUCUGGGAUCCUGUGCCCGUAUUUCUAUCCUGGUCUUAAACGUGGGGGCACCAACGCGGCUCCCCUGACCCUGUGCCCGGUCCCAGCCCAGCCCUGAGGGAAUCCCUGUCCCUGCCAUGACCCGCGGGGGGCACAGACUGUCCCCUCCCCACGCUCCGGCUGCCACCCCUCGGUGCCCCCGGGGUGGGGGCAGGGCUGGGGUCUCCAUCACAGGAGCUGCUCCAGCCUGGACCCAGCUGCUGCCCUGGCCCAGGGCUCGUCUCCCAAUCCCCCCACGCACAGCACCCCGCUGGGAGGGACCGGCUCCAAACUCUCAUCCUUCACUUCCAUAUCCUUUCAGUCUCUCGGGGUUUUACUUUGUUUGUUCACCUCUCUUAGCACUGUCCCCCUUUCCCCUCCCCUGCCCUCCCUCCAUUCACUUUUAUAUUUAAAAUAAACACCUCUGCAUUGCACACAUUUCUCUGCACACCAUUGCUCACCCUCUGAUGAGUGAGCACUUGCUCCUGAAAGCUGAUGCAUCUGGGAUUCAGUGAGUAUAGUGCGCAGGUUUGUUAUUACCCUAAAAUAGAAUAGUUUUCUGAAAGCAUACUGUUAGGUUUACAAUAAUUUGGAUUUUUAAGAAGUAUUAGCUUUACAGCUGAAUACAAGGCAUGACCUGUGGCCUAGUAAUGCAGCUGACCACAAGGCAGAAUGAUAGCUAGGCCUUUGCUUGUGUCAAGUAAUCAUUUUAACUGCAACAAGCAUUUUCUGAGUUAAAAAGUGAAUCUGUGUCUGUGUGCUAAAAAAAAUCAGCUACAGCAAGAAGUAAGAUAAGACAGAGAAACCAUUGUUUGAGCUUACUGGUUGUGUCCUUGAGAAGUAUCUUCUACUGUGUAAGGUUUUGCUAACAUAAUGUUACUGUUACUUAACUUUUAGCUUUUAAAAAGUGCUAGUUCAGCUUAAUAGAAAUAUGCUGUUAUAAAGAUUUGUAGAGCACCGCCCCAAGUAUUGCUUUUUGUUAACCAUAUAGUCUUGCUUUGUUGUAAGAAGUAUAAAAGAUCGCCUCAUCCUUGAUGGGGGGCCAUUUUGCCUUUUGCUAGCUUUAUGGUCUUUGCUCGAGCAAAUAAACAGCUGUCUUUCUUUA
This is a messenger RNA of Alligator mississippiensis (American alligator), 2061 nucleotides long. RefSeq names its product E3 ubiquitin-protein ligase TRIM11-like. The transcript is spliced from 4 exons. The annotation marks the transcript as partial. Gene Ontology annotation, molecular function: protein binding. Lineage: Eukaryota; Metazoa; Chordata; Crocodylia; Alligatoridae. The record is from RefSeq and is a predicted model, not a curated record.